AUAUUAUAACACUUUUAAUCCAUCAUAUUCCAAGAUGGCAAUUCUACUCGUUCUCCAUGGACCCUGCGAGGAUCCCCGCCAUGGGGAUGGGGCGGAGAGGAAUAUUCCUCUUCGCGGGCUAUUGUCGAAGCUUGUUGUCGAAUCCAUCUCCUUUGUUGUUGCUGAAGCCAUCUACUCUGCUAUUGCCGGAUCCAUCUGCUCUGCUGCUACUGCCGAAGACAUCUACAUCUGCUUUGUUGCUACUGUUGUUGCCGCAGACAUCUACUCUGUUGCUACCGUUGUUGCCGCAGACAUCUUCUCUGCUGCUGCUGCUGCUGUCGAAGACAUCUGCUCUAUUACUGCUACUGCUGCCAAAGCCAUCUGCUCUGCUACUGUUGGAUGCAUCUGCUUUGCUGCUGCCGAAUCCAUCUGUUUUGCUGCUAUCGGAUCCAUCUACUCUGUUGUUGUUGCUGCCGCUAGAGCGAUCUGCUGCUACUACCUAAGCCAUCUGCUGCUGUUGCCAGAGCCAUUUGAAAUUAAUUGGUGGGGAAUGGGGAUCCCCAUUCCCUGCAGGAAACAGGGAUGGGGGGCAAAACUGCCCCCCAUCAAAAAUCCCCGUGGGGAUCCUUGUCCCUGUGAUUUGCGGGGACGGGGAUGAGGAGGGGCUCCUCAGCCCUGCGAGAUUUCGUUGA
Molecule: messenger RNA, 671 nt
Organism: Rubroshorea leprosula
Lineage: Eukaryota; Viridiplantae; Streptophyta; Magnoliopsida; Malvales; Dipterocarpaceae
Source: the annotation of a GenBank genome assembly